AUGCCUGACUCAGUACCAACGAAAAUCGCUGACUUGGAGUCGCGCAUCCAGAAACAGCAUCGCAUUAUCGAGGGCUUUCAGAAUCUGCGCAGUGCUACACCUAAUCAGGAUGUGAUAAAGCAAGCAGACUCGAAUAUACGUGAUGCCCAGCGCACAAUUCACUAUUUACAAGACAGUCUAAUGUCGCUUCAAAGGCGCGCUUCCAUCGAUGCGAUCAAUACCGAGCGAAAGCCGUCAUUGUCCGGGACCAUACCAGCGACGCCUACAACAUCGGCACACUUAGACUCAUUAAACGAUCCCACCAUGUCGCCAUCUCAGGUUGUUGACGAAUACGCUCAGACGACUUUCGACGCGCCUUCAUUCGCACCAUUUCCGAUCGACAGCAGCGCGGCGUAUCGGUCGGGUUCGUACAGCAUGGAUCAUGGUAUUUCUCCAUUGAAUGACAUGAAUCUCCUUUCUCGUGAGCCCACCGUUGCGCGACGCAACUACUCGCCUCUCGAUCUCAUGCGAUACGACACACCACUUACAAGUGCUAAAGUCCAACGCAUGCUGAAUCAGCUGGAAUACAAACUACAGCUUGAGCGCCAGUUUAAGCAGGGAUAUGAUAAGAUUGCUCGAUUAUACGAAGCUGAAGGCGAUCGCCGCAGUCAGGAUGACGCAGCGAGCAGGCGUUCUGAGUCAGCAGGUAAGCUCGUACUGAUCCAGCAGGCCCUCAAUCGAUACCAACAGCUGGACAUGCGCGAUGCCGAAGAGGUGCAGCAGGAAAAUCCUUACGCAGCACGCCGUGCUCGCAAGCCUCAAUCAGGUACAUUGUCGAUUUCUAUCAAAAGAGCGAAGGAGAUUGAUCAUGCUGCCAUUUCUAACAGUACUCGCUUGAUGCGUGAAUCGUAUGUCGCUAUCAAAGUGGAAGAAACAGAACGUGUACAGACCCCUUCAUCGCGCACCGAUACCUGGAACGUAAAAUACGAACUUCCGCUGGAAAACACCAACGAAGUGGAACUUGUCAUCUUCGACCAAGUCGGCUCGUCCGUGCCUGUGCCUGUCGGCUUGCUAUGGUUGAGAAUCAGUGACAUUAUCGAACAGUUGCGCCGAAUCAAGACAGGUCAGGUUCUUCCUGACAAUGCGCAGUCGUCGCCCGCUGCAGGCGGUGGCGAGUGGGUCACAGCGGAGCGAAUGGCGUCACUUCAUUCCUCGAAUACCAUGAAUCAGACCGUUAUGCAGCAAGCCAAAGAAACGGGCAUGGAGGGUUGGUUCACAGUGGAACCAACUGGUGCCAUUUAUUUGCGUUUAGACUUUACGAAACAAAAUGUGACAAAGCGCCCGUACGAUACAGGCUUAGGUCGUCAUGGUGCUAUGCGCAAGCGCCCAGAAGAAGUGUCUGUCGUGAACGGACAUAAAUUUAUUCCAAGACAAUUCUACCAGGUCAUCCGCUGUGCUUUGUGCGGUGAACUCUUGUUGAACGCUGCUGGAAGUCAGUGUCAGGACUGCAAUUACACUUGUCACAAAAAGUGCGCUCAAAAGGUCGUGACCAAAUGCAUCAGCAAGACCAGCGAUUUGUCGGCUCGUGAUGAGGUGGAGCUCAAACACCGCAUUCCGCACCGAUUUGAGCCGUUCACUAACUUGGGCACGAACUGGUGCUGUCACUGCGGUUCAAUGCUUCCGCUGGGCCGUCGUGUGGGUCGCAAAUGCAGCGAAUGCGACAUCACAUGUCACGCUGAUUGCAUGCAUCUCGUUCCAGACUUUUGUGGUAUGUCGAUGGAAAUGGCGAACCAGAUGCUCAGUAAUAUCGCCACGAUCAAGAAAAAUCGCUUUAGCUCGUCUUUGCCCGAUUCUGCUGCACCUAAGCGCUCGAGUGUGCUGAGCACCGAUACUCUACGGCCAUCAGCUCAGCAAGCGAGCAUGGGACAGCUAACACCAGGCAUGCAGCAGCUUAUGGUGACGCCGUCUUCAUCUCGACCUUCUGUUUCGAUGCAGGGCAGUACUCAGCACAGCCCUGCGCGUAGUCCUCUACCAAGCCCUCAGCAGAGUCCUAAACCCUCGCCUGUUCACCCUAUACGCCAGAACCUCGCUUCGAUGCGGCAGCCGUCGAUUGACUUGAACGGUGUGGCACUUACGAGCCCGCCUUCAUCGUUACAGCCAAUGUCGCAACCAUUCAAGGAUUCUGCAAGAAUUCCGCCAAAGAGUGUAAAUCGAGUACCUGUACCAACUCCGUCUCCAAGCCAUGCUUCGCCACUUCCGCCACGUCCAUCUCUUCCGCAAGUUGCUGUGGUACCGCCGCAACUUCCUUCUGGACCUGAGCAGGCAUCUUCUCUCGAGUUCCCUCCAUCUUCGAUGCGUAAUGUCACACUCGAUGACUUUAACUUCCUAGCUGUGCUGGGCAAAGGCAACUUUGGCAAAGUGAUGCUGGCUGAAGAAAAACAAACAGGUGUUUUAUACGCGAUCAAGGUGCUGAAGAAAGAGUUUAUUAUUGAAAAUGACGAAAUUGACAGUACACGAUCCGAGAAACGGGUGUUUUUGACAGUGGCGCGUGAACGGCAUCCUUUCCUUCUCAAUUUGCACUCUUGCUUCCAGACGGAGACUCGCGUAUAUUUCGUGAUGGAGUAUGUUGGCGGUGGUGACUUGAUGUUGCACAUCCAACGUCAACAGUUUAAUUUGCAUCGUGCCAAGUUUUAUGCCGCAGAGGUGUUGCUUGCCCUCGAAUACUUCCACAAACACGGCAUUAUUUAUCGUGACCUCAAGCUUGAUAAUAUCAUGCUCACGCUUGAUGGGCAUGUCAAGAUUGCUGACUAUGGUCUAUGCAAAGAAAAUAUGUGGUACGGUAAUACGACGUCGACGUUUUGUGGUACACCUGAGUUUAUGGCACCAGAAAUCUUGUUAGAGCAGCGUUAUGGACGCGCUGUGGACUGGUGGGCGUUUGGCAUUUUGCUAUACGAAAUGCUUCUUGGGCAGGCUCCAUUCCGUGGUGACGACGAGGACGAAAUCUUUGACGCCAUCUUGGAAGAUGAUCCGCUGUACCCUAUCCAAAUGCCGCGUGACUCUGUGUCUCUUCUCCAACGUCUUCUCACGCGUGACCCAUCACGCCGACUUGGUGCUGGUCCCAACGAUGCUGACGACGUGAAGGCACAUCCCUUCUUCCGAGAUGUCAAUUGGGACGACUUGAUCAACAAACGGGUCCCUCCGCCUUUCUGCCCGACGCUUCGUCAUGCAAGUGACACGGAAUGGUUUGAUACAGAGUUUACUAGAGAGAAACCAACCCUCACGCCGGUGCACAGUAUCUUCUCACCAGAGGAUCAAGCCGAAUUCCGUGACUUUAGCUGGACAUCUCCACACUUUGUAUAA
This is a messenger RNA of Malassezia restricta, 3339 nucleotides long. RefSeq names its product classical protein kinase C alpha type. The record is from RefSeq and is a predicted model, not a curated record. Gene Ontology annotation, molecular function: diacylglycerol-dependent serine/threonine kinase activity; ATP binding. Gene Ontology annotation, biological process: protein phosphorylation; fungal-type cell wall biogenesis; signal transduction. NCBI's taxonomy places the organism in Eukaryota, Fungi, Basidiomycota, Malasseziomycetes, Malasseziales, Malasseziaceae. The transcript is spliced from 4 exons. The coding region runs from base 1 to 3339 and encodes 1112 amino acids.